CAGCUGAUAUGAUGUCAUGUCCACAAUCGAGACAGUGGGCUGUUUGUCACUGCGACCUCAAUGCGGAUGCGUGGGGAAUCCUCUUUUAUAAGCAAAUAGUAAUAUGAUAUUGGAAUUUGUCCUAUGAAAGUGAAUCUUUCUUUGCUUGAGUGAAAAUGGCGAACCUAGCUGUGUACCUAUGCCUUGCACACGCUCUUAUUUUCUUCGCUGUUGAAUGCACAGAUCGUGUUUACUACAUCGCAGCAGUUAACGUGGAUUGGGACUACGCGCCAACAGGAAAAAACCUCAAAAAUGGACUGUUGUUGGACAAAGAUGAGGAUGCUUCGGUUUUCACCAAGAAUGGAACAAACAGAAUUGGCCGAGUUUACAGAAAAACAGUUUAUCGUGAGUUUACCGAUGACAAAUAUGUUACCCAAAAGCCCCACAGAAAAGACCUUGGAAUUCUUGGUCCCAUUGUAAGGGGAGAAGUCGGUGAUGCAAUUAUUAUUCACUUCAAGGUAGAUGAAAAAUUUUUGUUAUCAAAUCCACUGAGCAAUUCUACGCAAAUGAAGUAGUUUGAAACGCUCUUUGGAUUUAAGAAGGGCUUGAUUCUAAUAAGCUCUUGGUUAUCUCUUCUGAGAUAAACCCUAUAACUCCUCUUUGUCGAACCAUUAAAAAUGGCAUACAUUUCCUCAUCAUUAAGAACAACGACGUAAGCUUGAGUUUUGCGAUUAGCGAUUUCAGACUUAAAGCUUGGGGGUAGCGGAGGCUAAGCGUUUAGAGGGGCUGUUUAUUGGUCUUGCCCGAAUAUUAUUGCUUCAUUGAGAUAAAAUUAGCCGAAUGGGCCUAAUGCAUUAAAUAAGCUUUGGUUCAAUGCAUUAAUUGUAAUCUGCAGGUCUAUAGAUAUAGAAAUUUGGACAGCUAGCAGCUCCAUAAGCUUGGAUCGUGAAAUCGCAUUUUCAAACAGAAGUUGAAAGACAGGGACCCAUGCUAUCUUUUUACGCCAUACAGUCAACUCAAGCUUACAGUUUAAUGUCUUCGCCCAAAUGUUUCCGCAAUUGAUUUACAAAAAGUGAAUCUGGUUUCUGUAUUCACCUUUUACAGAUAUUGAAAUCGUUAGCACAGUAAGACUUAGUCCCAGUGAUGUUUACAGGGGAUUGGGUCCUAAUCAAUCGGCACCAAAACCGAUACGGAGUGGCCAUUUUGGAGUAGCUUUCCGUACCCGUUUUGAAACACGUUUUGGAACAAGUUAAGGAACAAAGCUGGAUCGAAAUCUACAGCUCCGUGAAAACUUUUAGUAGACCUUGUUUGAAAGUUGCUUUUGGUAUUUUGAAGUUUGCUCUACAAAAUAGGCCUGGGAAUUGGGUACAUUUUGAUUUUCGAUAGGCGUUGGCUGGAAAUGACGUCAAAAAAUUGGCACCUGAAAAACUUUUUUAUGGUCAUAAUUUGAGAAAGAUGUGUCUAAUUCAUCGAAGUAAUAAACCAUUUGACUCAUCGUGAGAAAAGCUUCCGAUUGAUGUACAUUAAAUCACAAUUUGAAGAUAUCAGCAAAUUAUGUUAUGACGUCACUGUUUGAACUCAAAAACAAUAUAUUGACCAUACUGCUCUGAUAUAACUGAGAUCCAAGACUUGUUAUGUGCUCAAGUCACUGCCUUAAUAGAAAUAACUAAAAAACAUUAUCACAAAUGUUUUUAACUGUAUCAGAUUAAUCCGUGAUGUGAAG
Messenger RNA from Rhopilema esculentum, 1702 nucleotides. Lineage: Eukaryota; Metazoa; Cnidaria; Scyphozoa; Rhizostomeae; Rhizostomatidae. The record is from RefSeq and is a predicted model, not a curated record.